UUGAGAUAUUGAUAAUCAGGAAGUGGAUUGCGCUACAGUACAUAAGUCAUCCACUUUGGCCAUUUCUCUUCGUCUUGCUCCACCGAACCCAAACGAAGACGUUCCAUUUUCCGACUACUUUUUUCUAAAUUUCCAUGGAGUAAACCAUCCUAUUCAAUUAGGGUUAGGGCAUCAUUCGUUCCUUUAAUUAAACAACAGUCAACAUGGUCGCUCUUUCGCUUUCAGCUCCUCAUUUCGCCACCGCUUUCCUCGGCAAGAAAUUGCCCCUCCGAGAGAAUACCGGGAAGCUGACAACCUUCUCCGGUGUUUCAUUUCGCACGAGAUGCGCGGUGGAUACGCCCUAUGAAGGUAAUAUCCAAAAAUUCCCUCGAAUCAGUGUUUGGGAUCCUUACCGACGCCUUGGUGUUAGCAGUGAUGCUUCUGAAGAAGAAAUUUGGGGAUCAAGAAAUUUUCUGUUGCAACAAUAUGCUGGACAUGAGAGGAGUGAAGAAUCGAUAGAAGCUGCUUUUGAAAAAAUAUUGAUGGCUAGUUUCAUAAACAGGAAGAAAACAAAAAUUAAUUUGAAAAGCAGGUUGAAAAAAAAAGUAGAGGAGUCUCCACCAUGGUUCAAGAACUUGCUCAACUUUGUUGAACUUCCACCAACUGAAGUUAUUCUCAGAAGAUUGUUUCUCUUUGCCUUCAUGGGUGGCUGGAGUAUUAUGAAUUCUGCUGAAACUGGACCUGCUUUUCAGGUCGCAAUCUCUUUGGCUGCUUGCAUAUAUUUUCUUAACGAAAAGACAAAGAGCUUGACCAGAGCGUUCAUUAUUGGGUUUGGAGCUCUAGUGGCUGGAUGGGUUUCUGGUUCAUUGCUGGUACCCAAUAUUCCAUCUAUGUUGCUGCGCCCAACUUGGACUCUUGAACUCUUAACAUCAUUGGUAGUUUAUUUGUUCUUGUUCAUUGCUUGUACUUUUCUCAAGUGAAGUGGCAACUAUUCUUUCAUAGUUUUUCAGUGUCCACUGUCCUGUACUCUUAUUGAGUUACUAGUUGCCCAAACUCAACUUUUUAUUUUUUGAGUGUGCUUGCUAUGAAUACUCCUGUUUGAGUAGGCAAUGGUUGGUAUAGAUAUUACCAAGCCUUGAAUCCUUGCCUAAAUUUCGGGUUGGCUAUUGGCAAGUUCCACCUUGGCGGAAAUCUUUGCAUCUGUCAUCGAACUCAUCUCGUGACUAACUGCUCUAAUCUUGGAUUCAGGCUGAGGCGAGCAACGAGCUCCUAACCUCACCAAUCAUCUCUCUCUCUCUCUGCCACAAAUUAGUGAAAUUUGAUUUACAAAAUUUAAUAAAAAAAACUUAACUUCGAAUGGAAUUUGUCCCAAUGUUUCUAAUACAAGGUACUAAUAUAGAAGUGCAUUGAAAUAAUUACUA
This is a messenger RNA of Gastrolobium bilobum, 1400 nucleotides long. Its product is annotated as protein CHAPERONE-LIKE PROTEIN OF POR1, chloroplastic. The record is from RefSeq and is a predicted model, not a curated record. Bases 204 to 959 code for a protein of 251 amino acids. Gene Ontology annotation, cellular component: chloroplast membrane. NCBI's taxonomy places the organism in Eukaryota, Viridiplantae, Streptophyta, Magnoliopsida, Fabales, Fabaceae. The transcript has 5 exons.